AUGACCGAUGUGCGAAAGGGUCCAUCGUCAUCUCCGGCACCAGUCACGCCAGUAACGGGAAAGAAGACAUCGUCAGUAACGCCAAAACAGAAGCCUGACGAAGAGACGAUAAAAGUAGCGUCAAAGAAAGAUGGAGCGGCCGGUAGUGCACCCAAAAACGGCGUGAUUAAAUUGAAGAAGCUACCGCCAAAGCACAAGCAACCAGGAAACUGGAAGGAGGGGACAUUUGUUGACCAAGAGAAGAAGAAGGCUGCCAAGUCGAACAUCCCGGCGCCGUCACCGAGUCCAGUGGUCAACCAGCUUGACGAGACUGCGCGUGAAACGUUUGCUACUGGCAGACCGCUAGAAGACGCGCCCGACCUGCAGAUAUGCAAGCACUGCAAGAAGAGCGUGCUAAGCACGGCGGCCAAGCAGCACAUUGCGGCGUGUCUCAAGAUCAAAAAGGAAAAGGCUCAGCGUAAGAAGGAGGCCAAGGAGGCGCGCGAGCGAGCACGCGAGCAGCAAGCACGCGAUGAGGAGGAGGCAGCUCGCCGGGCAGAGCAGGGUGCAGGGGGCGGCAAGGAUGACGAUAGCGACAGUGACGAUGACGGUGGUGGUGGUGGUGGUGGCGGCGGUACCGAUAAGAAGAUAAGCGGCAAGCUGACGGGAAAGAAAGCGGCGGCGGCGGCGGCGGCAGCAGAGGCAGCAGGUGGCAAAAAGACCGAGGCCGGAGGCAGCGGCAGCGUGGAUGCCAAGGGUGGUGUGGGCUCGAACAAGAAGCGCAAGGCAGACAGCGAGCUCGACAAGGCAGGGCCCAAGAAAAAGAAGAAGGAGGAGGUCAAGCCAAAGACGGCUAAGCCCAAGGGACCAGUAGACGUGGAGAGGCAGUGCGGUGUGAUCCUGCCUAACGGGCAGCCUUGCGCGCGGUCACUGACCUGCAAGAGCCAUAGCAUGGGGGCUAAGCGGGCAGUGCCUGGCCGGUCGCUACCGUACGACAUGUUGCUGGCGGCAUACCAGAAGAAGAACCAGGCAAAGCAGCAGAAGGCUGCCAUUGACGCGACCGCGCCAGUCGAGGACGAGGACGAGGCCAACAGCGGCGCGAUCGACUCGGAGGAGGAAGCCAGCGCGGUCAUGAGCGCAAUGGCGCGGUGGCGGCCGCAACCAGUAGUGCCGCAGCCGACGUUUGCGCCCAUCCGGCGCCAGUACCAACUAGCCCGGCUGCACGAGCAGCUCAACAUGGCCACUAACGGCGGCCGCGUCAACAUAUUCCGCGUCGUCGGCUACGGCGCCCAGAAGCUGCCCGACGGCCACCCCGGCCUGUUGGACAGCGAGGAUGCACCCGGCGAGCCCGACGAUGCCAUGAUGAUGCUGCCGCCUGCCCAGCCGGCCUCUGCAGGCGGUGGUGGCGGCCUGCCCUCUGUCACGCCCGUUCUACCGCCGAUCCCGCCAUCCAUGGGCGCUAUGGGUGCGUCCUCGUCGCCGUCAUCGAUGCGCAACCAGAGCAGUCCGGCAGCGAUGUCGCAACACAACCAGCAGCAGCAUCAACAGCAGCACCAGCGGCCAAUACCCGUACCCUUGGCUGGCCGGGCAUAA
Messenger RNA from Grosmannia clavigera kw1407, 1572 nucleotides. Its product is annotated as saga complex component. The coding region runs from base 1 to 1572 and encodes 523 amino acids. Gene Ontology annotation, cellular component: SAGA complex. Gene Ontology annotation, biological process: regulation of transcription by RNA polymerase II; RITS complex assembly; regulatory ncRNA-mediated heterochromatin formation. Lineage: Eukaryota; Fungi; Ascomycota; Sordariomycetes; Ophiostomatales; Ophiostomataceae. The transcript has 3 exons. The record is from RefSeq and is a predicted model, not a curated record.